Messenger RNA from Pecten maximus, 4788 nucleotides. RefSeq names its product tubulin polyglutamylase TTLL4-like. Gene Ontology annotation, biological process: microtubule cytoskeleton organization; protein polyglutamylation. The transcript is spliced from 15 exons. The record is from RefSeq and is a predicted model, not a curated record. NCBI's taxonomy places the organism in Eukaryota, Metazoa, Mollusca, Bivalvia, Pectinida, Pectinidae. Gene Ontology annotation, molecular function: tubulin binding; tubulin-glutamic acid ligase activity. Bases 39 to 3956 code for a protein of 1305 amino acids. Gene Ontology annotation, cellular component: cilium.
UCAUACAUGUUCAGCUUGUUGACAAAUAUGUCUCCCAGAUGGGGCAGCGAUCAUCCAAAGUUCGUAACAAGAAAUCUGGUGGUGCCCUCUUUACGAAAAAGAGAGACCCCUCAUUUCUUCACAGCACGGAUAAAGUCGUCAUCGAGGAAACCAUUAUUGAACUGGAUGGUGAGAAGAGUAUAGAAGCAGACGACAAAAAUGUUGAUCGAAGUGGAUUGUUUUGUGUAGACAAUCCAACAAAAGAUGGAAAUAAAACCCCUUUCAAUGUGGAGAUAGAGGAAUUAGACACAGAAGCUGCCAUAGAGGUUGUCAGGUUAACAAAUGAUGUUGAAAGGUCAUCUAAUGAAGAGGUCAAGUCUGCUGAGCCAAAAGUUCAAGUCGGGGGUAAGAGGCCCAGGGAAAGUGGACCAGUUAAUCCUGGGAAUAAUGUAGUCGAAGACGAAGGUAGUGUUGGAGGAAAGGGAUUGAAAACUGACGAGGAUAAUAAUGUUGCAAACUUGAAGGAAAAUAAUUGUGAGGAUGAAGAUUCCAAAUUUACUGGUGUUGUGAAAAGAAGGUUUACUUUGGAAGAGGAUGAUGUUGAUGACAGUGGAGUUCAAUGGGUGCCGUUCAAUAAAAGUCAGGGGCAUACUGAGGUGAGUUGUAAGGAAACAGAAAAGAAACAUGUCCACUUCAGUGAAGUAAUCGAAGAAAAAUUAUUGGAGAAAGUUUCAGAUGAAGAGGAAAGUGAUUGUAGUGGUGAGGAUGAAAAUGAUUCCUCAGAUAGCUCUGUAGGUGAGGUUGAAGAAGAGGAAAAUGAUGAAGAUAGUGAAAGUGACAAUGAAAGUGAAGGUUCAGAUGAAAGUACCAAUGAAUCUAGCAAUGAGGAAGAUGAUGACGGAAAAGAUGGAAAUCAAUAUGCUCUUGAAAACGUAGGUAGAACAUCUAAAUCCCCAGUGGGAAAAUUGCAGGUAACGUCUGGGAAGAAAUCCAAGUCUCCACCUGCUACCAGAAACAACAGUGUAAAUUCAGCUAGAUCUGGGGAUAAUAAAAUACCAUCCGAUGAUCUGGAAACAUUCAUGUAUUUACAACCCUGCGACAAGGUAGUGGUAGUCGAGAAAGACAUGAAGAGUUUUCCGGUAAGAAAUGAUAAAAUUUACAUCACUUGUAUCAAACCAGCCGUUGUCAAUGAGGCUUCACCGAAACCUGAAAGUCUUACCAAGUUACAUAAAAAUGGAUACUCUCCAGUACAAAGUCCCCAUAUGGGAAACAAUGGAUAUUCUUUAGUGAAAAGUCCUCGAUCAUUAACUACUGGCUGUUCUCCAACAAGAAGUCCUGUAUCAGUAGCUAAUGGAUAUUCGCUGACAGGAAACCUUCCUUCUGUUAUCAAGGGACCAUCUCAAGGUUCAGGUACUGUCAGCAAAAAAUCAGUACUCAAUGGAAGCUCUCCAACUUUCAGUACAUGUGAACUUAAAGCCAAUGAUAAGGAUUUACGAGAAAUCGACAAUAAGAUUAGAAACGAUAACUUUUUAGAGCCCGGGGAUUCGGCUGCAUAUCUGAAAGUUAAACUCGGAGGAGAUGAAAAGAAAGAAUGUGAUGAACAGAGCAGACGUGGUACUCCAGGACUUUAUGUCAAAGAGACCAUCUAUAAGUUAGAUGAGAAAGGGCAAAGAGGACACAAACAACGCGUGCCUGUAAGAGUCCGAUUUCAAAACCCUGGUACAGACUACAGAAAGAAACCUGAAUUGUGUCUACUCAAACUUGACUCAUUUGUAUCUAGUCCUCGUACAGUCACCAAGAAAGUUGGAAACAUUUUACGGGCCAAGGAAAAUAAAAGAGAACGCCUGCCAGGAGAUGGCGAGGCGAGUCUGGAGGAGUUUGGUGACGAUGACGAUGACGGAAUAGACUGUUUAGAAGAUGAUUAUGUCGGGGGAUCUGAUGGUGAAUCGGAUGGCUACUCCAUCACCAGUAGUAUUUCUCGACAAUCAUCUGCGGCCCGGUCUCGUGCAAGGUCUGCACGCCGGUCCGCUGCCCGAUCUGCCAGCUCGACAAGUGAAGACUCACGACCUCGCACUGCCAAAGCUUCAGCCUCGGCCAUUACCACAACUGAACAGGAAAAAGUCCCCCAAUCUCCUCUCCGCCCAAGUCUCUUCCCAAACAUCCCUCCCACCAUCAACUUUGUUGUAGAGGGUGAGAAAGUGGAACAGUUACCGUGGGAAUACAGAAAGUUACUGAAGUGGAGGAUGAGUCCAAUCACACCAAACAUUGUCAAACACACGCUUGCUCGUGUGGGGUUCCGCAUCACCAAACGAAACCAUGAUUGGUUAGGAUGCUGGGGUAAACACAUGAAAUCUCAGGGCUUUAAGGCAAUACGGGAAUACCAGAAGUUGAACCAUUUCCCAGGUUCGUUUCAAAUAGGUAGAAAAGAUCGUCUGUGGAGAAAUUUGUCUAAAAUGCAGUUGCAUUGUGGCAAGAAAGAGUUUGGAUUUUUCCCUCAGACAUUCGUCCUGCCUUAUGAUAAUAAAUUAUUGAAACGUGCAUGGGAAGAUGGAGGCAACAAGCAGAAGUGGAUUAUCAAACCUCCAGCAUCAGCGCGAGGGAUUGGUAUCAAGGUUAUUAGCAAGUGGAACCAGAUACCACGCAAACGGGCAGUCAUCGUACAGAGGUAUCUGGGUCGGCCGUAUCUGAUCAACGACAGCAAGUUCGACAUGAGAAUCUACGUUUAUGUCAGCAGCUACGACCCACUGCGGGUGUACGUGUUUGAGGAUGGACUCGCGAGAUUUGCAUCGUGCAAGUACUCGUCAUCCAUGAAAAAUCUCAACAACAAAUUCAUGCAUCUCACCAACUACAGCAUUAACAAGAAAAAUGAUGAUUACCAGGCUAACGGUGACGAAAAACUGUGUCAAGGUCACAAGUGGGGACUGAAGGCUUUGUGGAACUAUAUGAAGCGACAGGGCGUCAACACUGCAGCCAUCUGGGAAAAUAUCAAGGACCUGGUCAUCAAGACAAUAGUCUGUGCUGACUCUCCAAUCAACAGUAUGAUCAAGGCAAAUGUUCGUAGCCGUUACUGUAUUCACGAGCUGUUUGGAUUUGACAUCCUUCUAGACGAGAACCUAAAACCAUGGAUCCUAGAGGUCAACAUAUCACCAAGUUUACAUUCCAACUCUCAGCUGGACAUCAACAUUAAAGGCCAAAUGAUCAGAGACCUCUUUAACAUUGCUGGUUUCCGUAUCCCAGAGAAACAUGAUGUUGUUGUCCAUAGCAACCAAACGACUACCACAGAUUUCAGUAACCAUGUUCCUUCCAAUGACUAUUGUAUGGACAAACGUUUGUUUGCCCAAAACCACUCGUCGGACGAGCGGAGUAAACAUGCCUACUACAGCCAGCGACAUCAGGACGAGCAAGUUUUGCAGACCAUCUUGGACGUACUGACACCUGACGAUAUACGAAUACUGACAGAGAGUAUUGACGAGGACAGUCGCAAGGGCUCCUUCCAGCGUGUGUUCCCCACUCCGAGCACACACAAGUACAUGCAUUUCUUUGAGACGCAACGCUACUACAACUUGCUGUUGGACCAGUAUGUACAGAGGUACAACAGAAUGGAACAAAAAGGUAUAUCUCUACUAGAGCUGUAUUGUGAUGAAGGUGUGCAUCUGGCAAAUCCAACGGACAACCCAUAUCACCAGUGGGCUCCGCCAAAUUCAGGUUUGAACAGUUUCCGCGGUGAGCCGCGGAUGCAAAGUGCACCACAGCCCAAACAUGACAUCCGUGCUGCCAUGCAUGUGAGGUCGAGUGUAUCCACUUCACAAUUGCCGAAAGUGUCUAAAAAGCCGCCCAGAGCCCCUGCCGUCGCUAUCCACAGCCAUAGAACGGCAUCCCAGUCUAGUAGUGCGUCAUCGAUGACCUCACCCGGGGAAACAACGCCCAUUACAAAUUACGCAAGUGUAGCCUCUUUAUCAGCCACUAAGUCCAGGUGACUGGCGGUCCGUCUUCCCCCGCUCAAGGACCUCUUCAACGGUAAUGUGCCCAUGUUAAACUCCAAACGAUAUCAACGUCACCAUUCCACGAAAUCCGGGCUCACCUCUCGUAGCUGUGAGUCGACCCGCAAACAACCACCUCCAAAGAAAGUUGUCAAAAAGAAGACAAGCAAAUCGGUGCAAAUGGAACAUUUCUUCUCAUGAUAGAGAAACUGUGUUCUUCGGUGCCAAAUUUUACUGACAUGUUUGACAUUUGAAAUAUGUUUUAUUUAAACUUUCUCAGUGGUUUUCGAAACAAAGCCGGGUGAAUCACACAAGUACAUUGUGUUGGUGUAAUAAGAAGCCUGUUUACAGACAUCACAAUAUGUAAGGCUGUGCCUGGGUGCUCAUCAUCAUCCUCAUUCAAGCAUGUCAUUUAUUUAUUCCAUAUGCAUACCUCAUAUACUUAUAUUAAAAGAAGCUCUGAGAAAUUCGCUGUGAAUUGUGAAAUUACCAGUCCCUUGAUUUAUAUGUUUUUCUCUUUGUCCAAGAUUCUGAUAGUUUUUGGUAAGACUUGUUCAAAACCAGUUUAGUUGAAUAAUUAUCUAUAUCACUUUUGUUUAUUAUGUAUAUUAUUAAGUGGAUCAUUGUGGUUGUAUGAUUUUAUACACAACUUUCCAAUGAGCAUAAGUAGUUGAAAUUCAAUAGUUUGAACUGUAAAUUUGAAAACUACAUAGUAUUUUCAAAAAAGAAAUUAAUAAUAUUUUGCAUAAAUGCCUUUUAUGAUACCAAACAAUGUGAUGUUUUUCUCUUUUUUUUUUCCUCACUUUGGUUAUUAUUAUUAUUUUUUUUU